AUGGUCUCACAGCAAGAUCGCGAACUCCUGCGCGCGGAUGUCCGCUUAAGGGGAAACAAGCUCUCCCCUAGCGAUCGAGAGCAACUCUUGAAACCAUACCUACCAGAUCCCUCCGACCUCAAUCCCCGAGCCUCGAGCUCCCAGCGCCAGGCGAGUCGCAAAAAGCCUAUUAGAGCUUUCGUGAAAUCGCAAGUUCACCACCUCACAUAUGCCUUGGCACACAUCAUCUUCGGUAUUGUGGUACGCUUGCUGCAGGCGUAUCAUGCUGUCGUGGAGCGCGUCUUCGCUAUCGUAUAUCACCACCACCGCACUCCCGAGCUGAUCCGCAAGGAUGUAAGAGGCUUAAAGCGUUUACCUCAACACUUGAGUGUGAUCUUGAGUCUGCGCGCGGACGACGAUGCUUUGGCAGUUUUAAUGGACGAGGUGGCAGAGCUGGCUGCCUGGAGCGCAUGUGCCGGGAUUCCGCAACUCAGCAUUUAUGAAAAGACCGGUACUCUCAAGUCAGGCAUUCCAGCUCUACAUCAGAUCAUAACCACAAAAAUGGCAUCUUACUAUGGUUCUCCAUCGCAGCAGCCUGUUCUACAGGUGUAUGCACCCCAUCACCCCGCCCAUGGCAACGCCCCAAGCUCCCAGCCCGAGAAUCCUUCCCUGACUAUUCUUCUUCUAUCUUCAACCGAUGGCCGCGAGACGAUUGUGGAUCUGACCAAGACUCUGGCCGAAAUGUCACAGAAUGGAAAGCUAUCUCCAGAAGAUAUCACACAAGAGCUCAUUGAUGCAGAGAUCAGUGACAUCACCUCCCAGCCUCUUCAAGACUCGGUUGGCCGGGACACGUCUAAGCUCCUCAAUCCUGAGCCGGACCUUUUGUUGGUAUUCGGGUCAUACUUGAGACUGGAUGGCUAUCCUCCGUGGCAGCUUCGUCUGACGGAGAUGUAUUGUACCGGUGAUCAUAACCACGGUAUGACUGGAUAUGGAGAAGCAGUUGAAUAUCAAGGAUUCAUGCGGGGAUUGUGGCAUUACGCUGGGGCUCAAAUGCGGUUCGGACGGUGA
Penicillium taxi is the source of this 1047-nucleotide messenger RNA. Its product is annotated as ditrans,polycis-polyprenyl diphosphate synthase. Bases 1 to 1047 code for a protein of 348 amino acids. Gene Ontology annotation, cellular component: dehydrodolichyl diphosphate synthase complex; endoplasmic reticulum membrane. The transcript has 2 exons. Gene Ontology annotation, molecular function: ditrans,polycis-polyprenyl diphosphate synthase [(2E,6E)-farnesyl diphosphate specific] activity. The record is from RefSeq and is a predicted model, not a curated record. Lineage: Eukaryota; Fungi; Ascomycota; Eurotiomycetes; Eurotiales; Aspergillaceae.